AUGCCUAGCACACGUAAGGCAAAGAACGUCUCGCCGACCCAGUCCCCCCCGCGGCGUCCGGCUGCCGAGGAGUCACCCCGCUCGCGGGGGUCCGACUUCUCGGAGGAUGGGGACGCGGUGGUCGCGCGUUUCUGUGAUCGUAUAGAUCAGUUGCCGGCUGCCGAGGAGAACCAGCCCCCGUCUGCCGGUGGAGAGGAAGAAGAGGUGCUCUCCUCGGUAUCGGAGAACACGGCCGUGGCGGUGGUGCUUCCUGGAGAUCUCGGGGCCCGGACGCAGGGGCGGGUGCGGGAGAUCGAGGAGGAGGUCCUCGCGUACUGCAGCCUGCCGGCGAACCGGGUCUCUGUGGAGGCACGGAAAUUUUUUAUUACCAAAGUGUUCGAGAUGGUCGCCUUAUGCUCCGACUUGAGGGCGGAGGCGGCCACGGAGCGCGGCGCGGCCCUCGCGUUGCAGGGCCAACUCAUCGAGGCGCGGGGGGAGGCGGCCGAGAUGCGGAGACGCCUAGCGGUCGCGGAGGCCAGGCUGGACGGACCCGCGGUCGCGACGACUGGUCCCGGGCUCGCCGGUCGUGGUCUUGCCGCACCUGUGGCCGGGAUCACCGCGCCCUCGGGCGCUGGCGGCGUGGGCGGCUCGGCGGGCGCGCCCGCCGCCCGCAUGGACUACGCGGCCGCGCUGAAGGCGGGCAUUGCGCCCGCUGCCGGCGCGGCCUACGGCGGACCCGGUGGUGCUGCGGCGGCGAGCGCCGACGCAGGGAGGCCCGGCGCGCCGCACAAGCACGUCGCCUUCCUGACGCCGGUGGGAGCGUCCGCGACGCCGGCGAGGGACGUCCUCAGGCUCUUGAAGACUAAUGUGGACCCGCACGUCAAGGACAUCAGAGACGUGAAAAGGAUGGGUCGAGGAGCCAUUUCCGGCAGCUUGCCGCGUGCCGCGAACCAAUGA
Messenger RNA from Dermacentor albipictus, 936 nucleotides. The record is from RefSeq and is a predicted model, not a curated record. NCBI's taxonomy places the organism in Eukaryota, Metazoa, Arthropoda, Arachnida, Ixodida, Ixodidae.